Phacochoerus africanus (Common warthog) is the source of this 2709-nucleotide messenger RNA. RefSeq names its product fibrinogen alpha chain (gene FGA). The record is from RefSeq and is a predicted model, not a curated record. Gene Ontology annotation, molecular function: extracellular matrix structural constituent; signaling receptor binding. NCBI's taxonomy places the organism in Eukaryota, Metazoa, Chordata, Mammalia, Artiodactyla, Suidae. Gene Ontology annotation, biological process: blood coagulation, common pathway; protein polymerization; platelet activation. Gene Ontology annotation, cellular component: fibrinogen complex.
AUGGGUUGGGAUCUAGCAGCGGAGACAAUUCUUUCCUCCAGCAGGAGUGCUCCUCCGGAGCGAGCCCCACCCCUGGCAAAGAUGUUUUCGGUGAGGCUCUUCUGCCUGGUCCUCACUGUGGUGGGCACAGUUCAGAUAGCAGAGGCCCAACAUGAAGGUGAAUUUAUAGCUGAAGGAGGAGGUGUGCGUGGCCCAAGACCUACGGAAAGACAUCAAUCUGCCUGCAAGGAGUCAGACUGGCCUUUCUGUUCUGACGAAGACUGGAACAUCAAAUGCCCUUCUGGCUGCAGAAUGAAAGGGUUGAUUGAUGAAGUCAAUCAAGAUUUUACAAACAGAAUAAAUAAACUAAAAAAUUCACUAUUUGAUUAUCAGAAAAACAAUAAAGACUCUAGUACAUUGAGCAGAAACAUAAUUGAGCUUUUGAGAGGGGACUUCUCCAAUGCUAACAACAAUGAUAAUAUAUACAGCCAAGUGUCAGAAGAACUGAGAAGCAGAAUUGAGAUCUUGAAGCGCAAAGUCUUAGAAAAAGUACAGCACAUCCACCUUCUGCAGAAAAAUGUCAGGGAUCAGCUGGUAGAGAUGAAACGGCUGGAGGUGGACAUUGAUAUUAAGAUCCGAUCUUGCAAAGGGUCAUGCAGUAGGGCUUUAGAACAUAAGGUAGACCUCAAGGACUAUGAAAAUCAGCAGAAGCAACUUGACCAGGUUAUUGCCAUAAACUUACUUCCCUCUAGAGAUAGGCAAUACUUACCACUGAUAAAAAUCAGCCCACUUCCAGACAUAACUCCUGGAGAUUUCAAGACCCAGACUCGGGAAGCCCCUCCAGAGUGGAAGGCACUGCUGGAAACACGGCAGAUGAAAAUGGUGUUGGAGAGGGUUGGUGGAGACGAGCAUACCCGAGGAGGCUCUAUAUCUCAUGGACCAGGAUCGGUACCUGGAACUGGUAGCCCUGGAGGUCUGAAACCUGGGAGCUACGGACCUGGAGGUCCUGGCACUUGGAAGCCUGGCCGUCCUGAGCCUGGAAGUACUGGCACUUGGGAUUCUGGCCGUCCUGAUCCUGGAAGUGCUGGCACUUGGAAGCCUGGCCGUCCUGAGCCUGGAAGUACUGGCACUUGGGAUUCUGGCCGUCCUGAUCCUGGAAGUGCUGGCACUUGGAAGCCUGGCCGUCCUGAGCCUGGAAGUACUGGCACUUGGGAUUCUGGCCGUCCUGAUCCUGGAAGUGCUGGCACUUGGAAGCCUGGCCAUCCUGAGUCUGGAAGUACUGGCACUUGGCACUCCGAACAUUCUGGGUCUGGAAGUUUAAGGCCAGAUAGCUCAGGGCCCGGGGACACCAAUCCUUCCAACCCAGACUGGGGCACAUUCAAAGAAACGCCAGGAAGUGUAAGUCCAGGGACAAAGAGCGAGCUCCACACAAGUAAACUGGUCACUUCAAAAGGAGAUAAGGACAUUGUGAUUGGUAAGGAGAAAGUCACCUCUGGUCACACAAGCACCACUCACCGUUCAUGCUCUAAAACCAUCACGAAGACUGUUACGAAAGCUGAUGGUCGAACAGAAACCAUCAAGGAAGUGAUAAACUCCGAAGAUGGUUCUGACUGCGGUGGCACUGAUGUAGAGUUCGCCCACAUGUUCUCUGGCAAGGGUAGCUUAGAUGAGUUUUUUCAUAGGCACAGGGAUGAAACAAGCUUAGGUAAGCCAUUUCCAGAUUUCUUCUCCCCAGUCCUUAAAGAGUUUGAUGGUAAGACCCAUCCUGGGGGCCCAGGAUCUGACCUCGCAGGCUUAGGGGACAUAGCCUUCUUCCACCCUGAUGGACCUGAGUACUCUUCCAGUAGUAAAAUUUCAAGUCACAGCAAACAGACCAUAACCAAGACUAUCAACCGAGAAGGCGGCGAGGUGGAAAGCAAGAGCUAUAAAAUGGAAGAUGAGGCCGAUAGUGAAGAGGGUCUUGACCUUAAAGGAGGGCAUGUCAUCAAGAGAGUCUAUACUAGAACUCGCCCUGCCAGAGACUGUGGUGAUGCCCUUCAAACACAUCCUUCAGGUGCCCAAAGUGGCAUUUUCAAUAUCGAGCUACCAGGAUCCAGUAAGAUUUUUUCUGUUUAUUGCGAUCAAGAGACCGAUUUGGGAGGAUGGCUUUUGAUCCAGCAAAGAACGGAUGGAUCCCUGAAUUUUAACCGGACCUGGCAAGACUACAAGAGAGGUUUCGGCAGCCUGAAUGACAAGGGAGAAGGAGAAUUCUGGCUAGGCAAUGAAUACCUCCACUUACUAACCUUGAGGGGCUCUGUCCUUCGGGUUGAGUUAGAAGACUGGGCUGGGAAAGGGGCUUAUGCAGAAUAUCAUUUGAGGGUAGGCUCAGAGGCGGAAGGCUAUGCCCUGCAGGUCUCCUCCUACGAGGGCACAGCAGGAGAUGCUCUGAUCGAGGGUUCCCCAGAGGAAGGGUCAGAGUACACUUCUCACGCAGGCAUGCAGUUCAGCACCUUUGACAGGGAUGCAGACAAGUGGGAAGAGAACUGUGCCGAAGUCUAUGGAGGGGGCUGGUGGUACAACAACUGCCAAGCAGCCAAUCUCAAUGGCAUCUACUACACUGGGGGCUCCUAUGACCCUAGGGACAACAGCCCCUAUGAGAUUGAGAAUGGCGUGGUCUGGGUCCCCUUCAGAGGUGCCGAUUAUUCCCUCAGGGCCGUUCGCAUGAAAAUCCGGCCCUUGGUGACACCAUAG